Molecule: messenger RNA, 1014 nt
Organism: Colletotrichum abscissum
Lineage: Eukaryota; Fungi; Ascomycota; Sordariomycetes; Glomerellales; Glomerellaceae
Exons: 5
Coding region: 1-1014 (337 amino acids)
Source: RefSeq, a predicted model, not a curated record
AUGGGUGUUGGUCGCAUAUUUUCUCGUCGACGUUGGAGCCGGGUUGUUGAACAAUCAGAUUCUCAUCACCAACAGUCGCCGGCAGUUUCUACCAUGCCCGACGUCGAGAUGGCCCGAACGGGAAGCGUACAACGGCAAGGAGAGAAGGAAGAGGAUACCGAAUACAGGCCAUUGAAUUGGAAGAAGAUCUUCUUGACGCCAAAGUAUAUCCCAUUUCACCUUUUGGGCAUAGCCAUCAUUGUGGCGACAGUCUUUAUCAGUCUUCAUCAUGAUGAGGUCGUUGAGAAAUUGAGACCCUUUUCUGAAAAGGUCCGGUCGCUACCCGGAGGGUUCUUGAUUCCGAUCGCCAUCUUGGUGCUGAUCUCGUUCCCGCCCCUUUUUGGCCACGAGAUUGUGGCUCUUUUGUGCGGUGUGGUGUACGGCUUGUGGAUUGGAUUUGCCAUUGUCGCAGCCGGCACUUUCAUCGGAGAGAUUGGAACCUGGUUUGCGUUCAAGUACACCUUGCGACGCAAGGCCCAAAAGCUGGAGAGGACUAACCUCAACUAUGGUGCUUUGGCGCGAUUGACUCGCGACGGCGGAUUCUGGAUUGUCUUCAUCAUUCGGUUUUCGGUCAUUCCGUCCCAUUUCUCGACCGCGGUGUUUUCGACAUGCGAUGUGAAGUUUUGGCACUUUGCUGUGUCGACGUUCUUGACGCUUCCGAAGCAGAUCAUUCUCGUCUACCUCGGUGUCCUCCUGAUUGAGAAGAAGUCGAACAACAGCAACAACACCAUCAAGAACAUUGUCUUUGGCGCAACAUUCGUUCUGACCAUCGCACUCGCGAUAUACAUCUAUGUCAAGAUGAGAAGAGUCAAGAAGAUGUUGUUGCAGGAGCAGGAGGAGAGGAGAGUGCAGCGAGAGUUGCAGGAGUUGCCUCAGAAGGCUGAAGUCGACGCAGUCGAGACGGAGAUUGUACCCCUGCAGCCAGGCGCAGCGACGGUGCGAACAGACAGACCGGGAUACCCACACUGGAUUUGA